ACGUGACUUCCUGCUCCCGGACUCCUCUCCUCAGGUCCGGACCCCAGACCAGGUCCCAGUCCUCCGGUCCGGGUCUUCGAGAGCCGAGAGCGGAACUAACGGUCCUCUGGGAGCCCUGAAGCAGCGACGUGGAGUUUACACCGGAAUACUUCAAGUAUUGUGUACUUUGUGCACUCCGACGACUGGAGCGGACCAAUCCUGCGCCUGCGCACCUGAUCCCUCCUGAAGCGUCUCCCAGAGGGGCGGAGCUAGGGGCGGAGCUAGCGCGAGGACAACAUGCCGUCCUCCAAGUCUGAAGCUCCAGUGACUCAGUUCACCAGGUGUCGAGUCCUGAGGGAGCACCGGCUGCAGAGAGAGGACUUGUGGGUGCGUGAUGGGAGGAUUUUAGACCCUGAGAAGUUGUUCUUUGAUGAACAAGGAUACGCAGAUGAACGAGUCGACUGUGAAGGCAGCAUCAUCGCCCCGGGGUUCAUCGACGUGCAGAUCAAUGGAGGAUACGGCGUGGACUUCUCUCAGCCCUCGGAGGACGUGAGCAGUGGCUUGUCCUUCGUGUCCCAGAAGGUCCUCCAGCACGGAGUGACGUCCUUCUGUCCCACGCUGGUCACGUCCCCCCCAUCCGUCUACCACAAGGUUCUUCCGCAGGUCAAAGUUCACGGCGGAGGCCCUCAGGGCGCCGGCGUCCUCGGCGUCCACCUGGAGGGCCCGUUCAUCAGCGUGCAGAAGAAGGGGGCCCACCCGGAGCGGUUCCUGAGGACCUUCCAGUCCGGGGGCAUCCAGGACCUGAUGGAGGUCUACGGCAGCCUGGACCACGUCGCCAUGGUGACGCUGGCUCCGGAGCUGGCCGGCAGCCAAUCGGUGGUGAGGGAGCUCAGCCAGAGGGGCGUGACCGUGUCUCUGGGUCACUCCGUGGCCAACCUGUCCCAGGCGGAGGACGCCGUCCACCAGGGGGCGACCUUCAUCACGCACCUGUUCAACGCCAUGCUGCCCUUCCACCACAGGGACCCUGGUAUCGUGGGCCUGCUCACCAGUGACCAGAUCCCUGCUGGCCGGACGGUGUAUUACGGCAUGAUCGCCGACGGCAUCCACACCAACCCGGCCGCCCUGCGCAUCGCCCACCGGGCGCACCCUGGAGGCUUGGUGCUGGUGACGGACGCCAUCGCGGCGAUGGGUCUCCCUCCAGGCCGCCACACGCUGGGCCAGCAGGUCAUUGAGAUCCAGGGUCUCCACGCCUACGUGGCAGGAACCCGGACGCUGAGCGGCAGCAUCGCCCCGAUGGACAUGUGCGUUCGCCACUUCCAACGCGCCGCCGGCUGCAGCCUAGAAGAAGCUCUGGAGGCAGCGUCGCUGCACCCGGCUCAGCUGCUGGGCCUCACCGAGCAGAAAGGAACCCUGGACUUUGGUUCUGAUGCAGACCUGGUUCUGCUCGAUGACGCCCUCAACGUCAAAGCCACCUUCAUCUCUGGAGAGGAGGUCUGGAGAAAAGCGCCAUAGGAGGAGGGGG
Pseudoliparis swirei is the source of this 1501-nucleotide messenger RNA. It is a transcript of the gene amdhd2, whose product is annotated as amidohydrolase domain containing 2. Lineage: Eukaryota; Metazoa; Chordata; Actinopteri; Perciformes; Liparidae. The record is from RefSeq and is a predicted model, not a curated record. The transcript has 12 exons. Gene Ontology annotation, molecular function: N-acetylglucosamine-6-phosphate deacetylase activity. Bases 277 to 1491 code for a protein of 404 amino acids. Gene Ontology annotation, biological process: N-acetylglucosamine catabolic process.